Molecule: messenger RNA, 3111 nt
Organism: Suncus etruscus (white-toothed pygmy shrew)
Lineage: Eukaryota; Metazoa; Chordata; Mammalia; Eulipotyphla; Soricidae
Gene: LONRF3
Product: LON peptidase N-terminal domain and ring finger 3
Exons: 12
Coding region: 60-2660 (866 amino acids)
Molecular function (GO): protein binding
Source: RefSeq, a predicted model, not a curated record
UCUGUUUCUCCCCCCCUCCCCGACUUUUAGCCCCUUUCCUUUAUUUCAGACUUGAACCGAUGCUGAGUUUGCCCGCGGAGCCCGCCCGCAACAACUUGCAGCUGGCCGAGUCGGCAGAACCCGCGGCGGUAGCGACCGGAGCAAUCAUGGGGCCCCCCUCGGAGGCGGCCACCCAAGGCUCCGCGCUUUUAGGCGCCCCGGACCCGGCGCCGGAGCUGGAAGCCGUGCCAAUGCCCACACCGGUCCUCAGGCCGGUGCUGGAGCCGGUGCCGGACCCAGAACCGGUUCCGGAGCCCGAACCCGAGCCGGAGCCGGUGCCUGAUCCCGAGCCUGAUCCCGAACCCGAGCCCGAUCCCGAUCCCGAGCCGGAACAGGUCCGGGUGGUCUCCGUGCAAGAGAUCAAAGUCCGGCUCGCCCAGGCCAACGCCCUGGCCUCUCGGGGUCUCCUCCGGGAAGCCCUCGAGUCUUUCCAGGAGCUCCAAGUGCUCCGGCGGCUCGACCCCGAGCAGCUGGAGCAGUUAGUGCUCUCUCUGGCCGGCAACGUCCAGGCGCUCCCGGCCGAGUGCAGAGCGGUGGCGCCCACCCUGGUGACCCCACAAGAGGCCACGGUCGCCUUCGAGGCGGCCGAGGUCUGGGAAGGCUUUAAGUGCCGCAAGUGUCACAGCUUUCUGUCCGAGCCGGUGUCCCUGCCCUGCGGCCACACCUUCUGCAAAUUGUGCCUGGAACGCGGCCGGGCCGCCGACCGGCGCUGCGCGGUGUGCGGGGUCAAGCUGUCGGUAUUGCUGGCCCCGGGACGCCUGCAUUUUUUCCGCCACAUCGGGCUGCUGGCUCCUGUCGAGCCGCCUCUGCUGCUGGAGUCGCUGCUGCUGCCCCUGCAGCCGCGACCGCAGCCGCCGGCGCUCCGAGUCAACGUCGUGCUCAAAAGCCUCCUGGGAAAGUUGUUCCCGGACCGGGCCCGCGCGUCGCAACUUCGGCACGAGGGGAACAAGCUGUACCGCGAGCGCCAGGUGGAGGCGGCGCUGCAGAAGUACAACGAAGCCAUUCAACUCGUUCCAAAUGACCACCUGCUUUACAGCAACCGAUCUCAGAUUUAUUUCACCUUGGAGGCUCCUGAGAAAGCACUGCACGAUGCAGAGCUAGCUUGCAUGCUCCGUCCUAUGGGAUUCAAGGCACAUUUCAGAAAGGCACAGGCCUUUGCCUCUCUGAACAUGUUGGAGGAAGCUGUGAAGGAAUUUCUUUUCUGUGUGUCUCUUGAUGGAAAAGACAAGAAAGCAAGAUCUGAAGCCCAAAGGCUUCUCCUUAGUUUCUUUUCACCAUCAGUCCCGGGGGAUUCUCAGGAACAAUCUCCUGAUAUCCUGAAGCUGUUGGCACCUCACCUUAGAUUAAAGGAACACGUAGAGUCAAUGGCUACUGAAGGCACCAGCCAUAAUCUACCAGAGUUGUCACAGGAAUGUCUUGAACUCCCACACUGUUCACAUCAAGAGGCACCAUCUUGGAGAGACAACACCAUCCCCGUGUGCACCAAUGAACUCCAGGAGAGUGACAUGAAAGACCAGGAAGGAGAAGAGGAGGAGGGGGCAAGUGCCUAUCCAGAAACCUCCAGAACUUCCUUCAACAAGACUGGAAAAUUCCAGGACAAGAAAAGAAAACUCUCCAAAAUGGAAAAUCAAGAUCCAGAUGUUCCCAGCAAAACUUCUAAGCAAGAAAUCAACAAUGAUCAGGAAGACAAACCUGCUUUUAGUGAUCCAGUCUGCUCUGUUGAUGCAACAGAUCUUGAAUGUGCCUUGUGCAUGAGGUUGUUCUUCGAACCAGUUACCACACCUUGUGGGCAUACUUUCUGCUUAAAGUGCCUUGAACGAUGCCUUGACCACAAUGCGAAAUGCCCACUCUGCAAAGAUAGUCUCUCACAGUACUUGGCAUCAAGAAAAUACAAAACAAAUGUCGUCAUGGAGGAAAUAAUUGCUAAGUUCCUUCCAGAAGAACUGAAGGAACGAAUACAACUUUUCCAAGAGGAAAUGGAAGAACUUUCUAAUUUAAAUAAGAAUGUGCCGAUUUUCGUGUGUACUAUGGCUUAUCCCACUGUGCCAUGCCCACUACAUGUCUUUGAACCUUGUUACCGCCUGAUGAUUCGGAGAUGCAUUGAGACAGGCACAAGGCAGUUUGGCAUGUGCCUUGGAGAUCCAGUGAAGGGAAAGUUUGCUGAAUAUGGAUGCAUCCUAGAGAUCAAAAACGUUCAAUUCUUUGCUGAUGGCCGCUCAGUGAUUGAAAGUGUAGGGAAGCGACGCUUCAAAGUCAUCCAACAGAGCCAGCGAGAUGGUUACAAUACAGCUGACAUUGAAUACAUCGAAGAUCAAAAGGUUCAAGAAGAGGAUUAUGCUGAGCUCAUAGGUUUACACAACUGUGUUUAUGAACAAGCAGCAUCAUGGUUUCAUUCGCUCAAAGCAGCUCUCAAGAUUCGGAUACUCAACCACUUUGGUCCAAUGCCAGAAAAAGAUGCUGAUCCCCAGAUGAACCCCAAUGGCCCAGCCUGGUGCUGGUGGAUCUUAGCAGUUCUCCCCCUGGAAAACCGAGCUCAGCUCCCAUUCCUAGCUAUGAGAUCCUUAAAGGAUAGAUUGAAUGGAAUUCAGCGAGUCCUGGCCUUCAUAGCUCAAAACCAGUAAGAAGUUAGAUAUCUGAAGAGGAGCAUUUACUCCUUCCUGCCCGGGUGGGCAUUGUCUUGUAAAUAUAUCGAAUGGCAAUAACAUCUUAACAGAAGGAAGUCUCAAACAGAGAGGCAUUACCCUGCCAUGGAUCGCAGAGAGAACUUGAAUAGAAAAACCAAAAGAAUUGGGACCUGUUUGAAACUUUCUGUCUUAAGAUGCUUCUUGAUGUGCUGCACAACUAGACACACAACAGAGGUGUUAAAAAAGAGCCCAGAAGAAAAAAAAUUCAUCUGAUUUUGACAUAAAACUUUCUGAAAGUUUCAAAUGCUUUUGCUUUAAUUUCCUUUCUUUCAUAAAUGAAUGUGUGGAUGAGAUGUGAGGGGAAGAUGCUAAUGAUGUUACUGCAUUUGUUCACUGACUUAAGCUUUCAUUCCAGUGGUUCAAGUUUUAUACAGCAUUAUGUAAAAUA